Molecule: messenger RNA, 2336 nt
Organism: Solea senegalensis (Senegalese sole)
Lineage: Eukaryota; Metazoa; Chordata; Actinopteri; Pleuronectiformes; Soleidae
Gene: guf1
Product: GTP binding elongation factor GUF1
Exons: 17
Coding region: 223-2238 (671 amino acids)
Biological process (GO): positive regulation of translation
Cellular component (GO): mitochondrion
Molecular function (GO): GTPase activity; mitochondrial ribosome binding; GTP binding
Source: RefSeq, a predicted model, not a curated record
CCGGUGAAUACUGUCAUCCAAAAUGUCAGCACCCUAGCAUCUCAUGCUCCAGGGUUAUCGUGGGGUUGUUCAGUGUAAAGUUUCGUGUGUUUUGUUUUAAUUUCGUUUUCAUUAAGACCGUUCGUAAAUGGCCUGCUACAGAGGCACAUGUCAACACAUAGAGCACACCACGGUUAGCUAACGUUAGCUGACUUGUCCCUGCGAGGCUAACAGGACCACAACAUGUCGUUGUUGUCUGUGUUCUCUCCUUUACUGAGACGUGUCUCUCAGUUUAAGACACACAGACGGAAAAUACACAGCUACGGGCUGAGCUACUCUGUGCUGAGACACUGCUGGGCGAAGAGGACUCCUGUCUUCUCCAGCAGCUGCAGGACGAUAAGAACACAAACAGACAAGGAGUCCAUUGACCUGUCCGCGUUCCCUCCAGAAAGAAUCAGGAACUUUUGCAUCAUCGCCCAUAUUGACCAUGGAAAAAGCACUUUGGCUGACAGGCUGUUGGAGAUGACUGGUGCCAUAGCAAAGAAUGAGAAGAACAAACAGGUGCUGGACAAGCUUCAGGUGGAGCGAGAGAGGGGUAUCACAGUAAAGGCCCAGACAGCCUCGCUGUUUUACAGCCACCAGGGGGAGCAGUAUCUCCUGAACCUCAUUGACACACCGGGUCAUGUUGACUUUAGUUACGAAGUGUCUCGAUCAAUUUCUGCAUGCCAAGGUGUCCUGUUAAUCGUCGAUGCCAAUCAGGGAAUUCAAGCGCAAACGGUGGCUAACUUCUACCUAGCUUUUGAAGCUCAGCUGUCAAUCAUUCCUGUCAUCAACAAGAUUGAUUUGAAAAAUGCUGACCCAGAGAGAGUCGAGUCACAGAUUGAAAAAGUGUUUGAUAUUCCAAGUGAAGAAUGUAUUCGGAUCUCAGCUAAACUUGGAACAAAUGUUGAAAGGGUUCUCCAGGCAGUCGUGGACAGGAUUCCACCGCCUGUGGCAAAAAUCGAUGACCCAUUUACAGCCCUAGUGUUUGACUCCGAUUUUGAUCACUACAGAGGUGUGGUGGCCAACAUUGCUGUGUUUGGGGGUCAGGUCAGAAAAGGGGACAAGGUUGUGUCAGCACAUCUCGGCAAAACCUAUGACGUCAAUGAGCUGGGGCUUCUACGGCCAAAUGAGCACCCAACACAGAAGCUAUUUGCAGGCCAAGUGGGCUACAUAGUAGCUGGCAUGAAGGAUGUGAAGGAGGCACAGAUUGGUGAUACACUUUACCUCCAGAAGCAACCAGUGGAGGCUCUACCAGGGUUUAAACCUGCGAAACCUAUGGUCUUUGCUGGCAUGUAUCCGAUGGACCAGUCAGAAUACCCUGGCCUUCGCAGUGCCAUUGAGAGACUGACCCUGAAUGACUCAAGUGUCACAGUGCAGAAAGACAGCAGUCUGGCCCUGGGAGCAGGCUGGAGACUUGGCUUCCUGGGUCUUCUUCACAUGGAGGUGUUCAAUCAAAGGCUGGAGCAGGAGUACAAUGCCUCUGUUAUAGUAACAGCGCCCACUGUGCCCUACAAGGCUGUGCUCUCCUCAACCAAACUCAUCAAGGAACAUGGCAGUGAGGAGAUCACUGUUGUGAAUCCUGCUCAGUUCCCAGACAGAUCGGUUGUGUCAGCGUAUUUGGAGCCCAUGGUGCUCGGGACCAUUCUUGCUCCAGACGCCUACACUGGCAAGAUCAUGUCUAUCUGCGCGAACCGCAGAGCUGUCCAGAAGAACAUGGUGUACAUAGACGACCAGCGCGUCAUGAUGAAGUAUCUCUUUCCAUUAAAUGAAAUUGUUGUGGAUUUCUAUGAUCUACUCAAAUCAAUGUCAUCUGGAUAUGCAAGCUUCGAUUAUGAGAACGCAGGCUACCAGGCUGCUGAUUUGAUCAAGAUGGACAUUCUGCUGAAUGGGCGACCAGUGGAAGAACUCACCACAAUUGUUCACAGAGAGCGUGCAUACGCUUCAGGGAAAGCCAUGUGUGAGCGACUCAAAGACUCCAUACCAAGGCAGAUGUUUGAGAUAGCUGUACAGGCAGCUAUAGGAAGUAAGAUCCUUGCAAGAGAGACAAUAAAGGCAUAUAGAAAAAAUGUGCUGGCUAAAUGUUAUGGAGGUGACAUAACACGUAAAAUGAAGCUGCUGAAGAAACAGGCCGAGGGCAAGAAGAAGAUGAGGCGAAUUGGAAAUGUGGAUGUUCCCAAAGAUGCCUUUAUUGAUGUUCUGAAGAGAAAAGACAAAUAGACUGUCAUAUGUAAUUAUAUUAUAAUUAUGUUGAACAAGAUUUAGUUAUUCAAAAGCAAUUCUAGAUUCCUGUAAUAAAAGUUUAUUGGUAAUGCAAA